Messenger RNA from Anarrhichthys ocellatus (wolf-eel), 6474 nucleotides. It is a transcript of the gene ppp2r5eb, whose product is annotated as protein phosphatase 2, regulatory subunit B', epsilon isoform b. The record is from RefSeq and is a predicted model, not a curated record. The coding region runs from base 2415 to 3854 and encodes 479 amino acids. Gene Ontology annotation, cellular component: nucleus; protein phosphatase type 2A complex; cytosol. Gene Ontology annotation, biological process: protein dephosphorylation; signal transduction. Gene Ontology annotation, molecular function: protein phosphatase activator activity. Lineage: Eukaryota; Metazoa; Chordata; Actinopteri; Perciformes; Anarhichadidae. The transcript has 14 exons.
GUAAACAAUGUUUUUAAUAUAUUGUGUUGGCAAGAAUGCACUGAAAGCUAACAAGCUAAGGCUAACAAGCUAAGGCUAGCUGACAAGCGGCUAGCUAACAAGCUAAGGCUAGCUAACAAGCUAAAGGCUAGCUACAUGUUCAACUUGAGCUAACCCGCGAUAGCCGUUAGCAUUAAUGUUAAAAAAAUGCCGUUUUCUGAAAUAUAAACCUGGACAGCUUUCAUAACAAAGGCUGCAUUGUUGUAAAGUUAGUUGUAUUAAAAUGCUUUGUGUACUCUGAAGAGACAACUAGCUAAACGAUUUAAGCGUUAAAUUCAGACGCUUUGUAGCGGUUAAUCGGGCAGCUAACGUUAGCCUGCUAGCUAGCUAGCUAACUGUCAAGUUUUGAAUAUUCUGCUGCUGCCAGGCCCCAACAUGGCUCCUCCUAAACGGCUUCAUUUUUGACCUCAUGUCGCUGAUGGCAUAACGUUUCUACAGCUGGGAACAAUGAAUAAGUAACAUCAAAUCACUCUGUGAAUGUAUAUAAUCUUUAUUAUGUUAAAAUAACUAACAUCAAAUCACUCUGUGAAUUGAUAUAUAAUCUUUAUUAUGUUUAAAUCAAACCUGUCCUCAUUAUUAUGCACAAGUCUUGAACUUCAUAUAUUAUUUUAAGAACAUUUCUUUCAGUUUCUUGUGUUUAGUCAUAAAUGCUGUUAUGUUAAGUAAUAUCUCUGGUUAUGGACUGUUGGUUGGACAAAACAAGACGUUUAAAAGCGUCACCAAAGACUGUGGGAACUGAUGAUUAUUAGUUGCAGGACAUGUUUUCACAAGUCCUCAAAGUGUGUCUCAGUAGAUGAUACUAUUCUUCAUUUAUUAGACUCUAUGGAAGCAUACAUGUGCUGUAGCUUGAAUAUUGUCUCCACGGAGUUAAAGGUUGCAGUGUGAAGUCAGAUUAAAUUCCUCUACCUGCUUGUUCAUCUUUACAUUUGUGUCCCUAGAAAUCACACGAGUUUAGUGUACAUGAAGUAUUCAGAGUUACAGUUUCUGUUUUUUCCCAGGGUUGAGCUGGGCAGUUAUUUUUUUUUUUUGUUGCUAUAAAGUAAAAACAAUGCUGAUGUUUAUAAUCCUCGUGGGUUCAUGUGAAUGUGUCCUGAGACAGGUUUAGCUUUUUUCCUGUCAAGUGAAGCCAAAGGUCAAAUGUGUGGUGAUAAUCCGAUAUGAAGUUUGACUGGCUUUGCACCAAGAUAACGAUGUCUUGACAAACUCUAAAUAUGUCACGUUUUGUAGUUUGUACUAGCAAAAACAACGCAGUAUCAACAUCUUGUCUACUGGGAUGUAAAACCAGUCAGAGAGAGAGAUCAUCACCACUAAUGACACUGGUGACAUGAUGAUGAUGAGAGUUAGAAACAUGGUGAUGAUGAUGAGGAGUGAGGCAUAUUGUAGUGACAUGAUAGUGAGGCAUAUUGUAGUGACAUGAUGAUGAGACGUAGAAACGUGGUGAUGAAUGAGAGAUAUGAAGAGAUGAAGAUGAGGAAGAAGUACUCAGAGUUUAGGUAAAAGUAGAAAAACCUCAGUGUAGAAAUACUCUGUUACAGGUGAAAGUUCUGCAUUCAAAAUGUCACUUUCGUCCAAAAGUAUUAGCAUCAAAAUAUACUUAAAAUACAAAAAGUUCUCAUCAUGCAGAAUGUCUUGCAGAACAAUGUGUCAUUGGAUUAUAAUUAUUCAUGCGUUCAUGUUUACAUCACUUUAAUGUUGCAGCCGGUAACGGUGGAGAUAAUAUAUACUUUUUUAUAUAUAAUGCUUUACUACCUUGUGGAUUUCCUUCCUAAUUUAAUUUGAACACAUAAUUAUUAUCAUAUAUUUGUUGCUUAUAUUUUGUUGAAUCUGCAAAGUAAUUAAAGUAAUACAACACAUAUAAAGCAGUAAAAGUAUAAUAUUUACUUCUGAAGUAUUUAGCAGCAAAAAAAGGUAAAUACUUAGGUGAAAUACAAGUACCAUGAAUUAUACUUAAGUGCAGUACUUGAGUAGAGUAACUUUCCAACACUGACUUUUAUUUUUAUUUCUACCUGUCCUCUGCCCUGUCAGCAUGCCAGAGUCCAGGUGUGGUUUUAUGCAUUACAUGUGAUGGUAUUUGCAGUUGGUGGGUGAGUCUACUCCUAGGUUUGGUACUGUCAUGCUGGUUGUUCAUCUACAAGGUUCUUGAAUCCAAAGUCUCCUGUGUUUAUGAUGGUUGCUGGUGUAGUUACUCCCUCACUCUUAUCAGCUCUGUGUGUGUGUGUGUGUGUGUGUGUGUGUGUGUGUGUGUGUGUGAGUGAGAGAGAGAGAGAGAAAGUUGCUGAGUCCAUUUCUUCUUGACUGUGUGAACAGUGUAAUUAUCUCAUGAGUGAAUCAUACCGAUCUAGAAGUUGCUGUCAGAUUGCAGCAUUCAGUCCGUAAUGGCAUCAGGAGACUUUCUGAAGAAGAACAGGGCUAUGUCCUCGGCAGCCACCACGUCUCCAUCUGUGGACAAAGUGGACGGAUUUUCACGGAAGUCUGUCAGGAAGGCCAAGCAGAAGCGGUCGCAGAGCUCGUCCCAGUUCCGCUCUCAGGGCAAAGCCAUCGAGCUCACGCCCUUACCACUGCUCAAGGACGUGCCGGCGCCGGAGCAGCCGGAGCUGUUCCUGAAGAAGCUGCAGCAGUGCUGUACUGUCUUUGACUUCAUGGACACGCUGUCGGACCUCAAGAUGAAGGAGUACAAGCGCUCCACGCUCAACGAGCUGGUGGACUACGUGACCGUCAGCCGGGGCUACCUGACAGAGCAGGCCUACCCAGAGGUCGUCAAAAUGGUGUCUCACAACAUAUUCCGGACCCUUCCGCCCAGUGACAGUAACGAGUUUGAUCCCGAGGAAGACGAGCCCACGCUCGAGGCCUCCUGGCCACACUUACAGUUGGUAUACGAGUUCUUCAUCCGGUUCUUGGAGAGUCAGGAAUUCCAGCCCAGCAUUGCCAAAAAGUACAUAGACCAGAAGUUUGUCCUACAGCUCUUGGAGUUGUUUGACAGCGAGGAUCCUCGGGAGAGAGACUACCUGAAGACAGUCUUGCAUAGAAUCUACGGCAAAUUCCUGGGUCUGAGGGCUUUUAUACGAAAACAGAUCAAUAAUAUUUUUCUACGUUUUGUUUAUGAGACGGAGCACUUCAACGGGGUGGCUGAGUUGCUGGAGAUCCUGGGGAGUAUAAUCAAUGGUUUCGCUCUGCCACUGAAAGCGGAGCAUAAACAGUUUCUGGUCAAAGUGUUGAUCCCCCUCCACACCGUCAGGAGUCUGUCCCUCUUCCACGCACAGUUGGCGUAUUGCAUUGUACAGUUCCUAGAGAAAGACCCAACAUUAACAGAACCAGUCAUCAGAGGCUUACUGAAGUUCUGGCCAAAAACCUGCAGUCAAAAAGAGGUGAUGUUUCUAGGAGAGCUGGAGGAGAUCCUGGAUGUCAUCGAGCCCACGCAGUUUGUCAAGAUCCAGGAGCCGCUCUUCAAACAGAUCUCCAGAUGUGUCUCCAGCCCACAUUUCCAGGUUGCAGAGCGAGCUCUGUACUACUGGAACAACGAGUACAUCAUGAGUCUGAUCGAGGAGAACUCCAGCGUCAUCCUGCCCAUCAUGUUCGCCAGCCUCUACAGGAUCUCCAAAGAGCACUGGAACCCGGCCAUCGUGGCGCUGGUGUACAACGUACUGAAGGCCUUCAUGGAGAUGAACAGUACCUUAUUCGACGAACUCACAGCCACUUACAAGUCGGACCGCCAGCGUGAGAAGAAGAAGGAGAAGGAGCGGGAGGAUCUGUGGAAAAAGCUGGAGGACUUGGAGCUGAAGCGGGGCCUUAGGAGCGACGGCAUCAUCCCAACUUAACGAAGACAGCGCCGCGCUCCCUCUGCCCCUCCCCCGCCUCCUCCUCCAUCCUUACCCCUCCCCCCACCUCCCCCUCCACAUCAGCCAUGUCUGCCCAGAGCUCCGAGAAAUCCCCGAUACAGACCACCGUCUUCGGAUCGACCCGGAGCGCCCGCUGGUUUCUUAAUUGUUUUGUUUUUUUCUUCUGUUUAUUUUUUUUCCUCCUGUAUUUGUGCGACUUACUUUACAGUAGAUUCAUCACGUCUGUUUUCAUUAUUUCAACAGCACUGUAAAUAAUUAAUUCUUUCUUUUCUUUUGUUUUUUUUUUCCCUUUAAACUGAUAUUAUUGCAAACGGAUAAACAAAAAACAAUAAUAAUAAAAAAAGGAAGAAAAAAAUAGAAAAUGAGAAAAUGACUUGUGUGGGAGGGUGAAUUAAACGAAACAAAAAAAAAACACUUCUGGACUCUAGGACAUGAGACGAACUCUUGGAAAACAAAAAGAGAGAAUAUAGAUUGAUUUUAACUCUUCAUCCCACUCUUCUUCUUCUUCAGUCCUGUGUGUCAUUUUUAUUUUCCUGGUUCUCCUCUCGUUGCCGCCAUCUUUCUGUCCCCUCCCUCCUCUCUAAUGGUCCAUCUGUCAUUUCUGCUCCCCCCCCCCCCCGUGUGGGAUGUCCCGACUGAUAAUGGUUCCACCCCGUCUCCUUACCUUAAGAUUCCUCUCUGGCCCCGCCCACCUGUCUACAGGUUCUCCUUCCGGUUUUAAACAGGAGAAGAAGAAAAAACGCUUUUAAAAACAGGAAGUUGCUCAGUACUCGCAGACCAUCUCCUCUGGGUGUGCUUACAUGCGUGUUCAUGGGAGAGGUAAUUGUAUAAAUGUUAAAUAUACUUAUUUUUAUUCAAUCUGGUAUUUACAUUUUUUUUACCCACAAACUACCUAAAUAGUUUGAUCUUUGCAUUAAAAAAAACUAAGUGAAUUAUUUAAAAAUCAGUUUUAUUGCUACAGAUCCCAGCCUUCAGUUUAAAGUCGCACUGUAUUUCCUGUGGCUGUUUCACAAUAAAAGCCACUUUGUGUUUCACAAUUUUAAUGUGAACCAGCAGCAGAAGUUUAAGUUUUUUUUUCUGCAUUUACAGUGAAAACUAAACUAAACCAGCGCUGAUGCAGCUGUAUCACAUCAAUCAAUCAAUGAGGGAAACUUCUGAUAAAAAUUACCAAAGUUGAAGAACAUGCACUCAUCGAAUGGCGGACUCUGCCACAAACAACGAAAACUACUAUAAAGGUAUUUUCUGAAUGUAAAUAAACGGAUGGAUUUUUGCAUAAAAAUUGACUAUAGAUCACAAUUUGGGGUUUUGAAAUAGUUUUGUCUUUUACGUUAGCGCCACCUGGUGUUCGUAUGAACAGUGAAAAAUAACCUGAAAACAAGCUGAAGGGAGACAAAUUAUUUAUGCCACUAUGAUUGUAUGAACAUUAACGCAAAGCAAUGAAUUAACUGAUGACAAACAAAAUAAUUAAAUUGAAUUCACAGGUAAUUUAAUUUCAAGUUUUUAUCACAAAUCUUGAUUUUUUUAAUCGAGCGUCUCAUCCUGUUUGGCUGUUUUCGUGGAUGAGCUCACAUCCUGUCCUUUUAAAAUCCUGUCAUUCAUUUUAACUUCCUGUUCAUGCAGGCUUCAUAUAAACCAGAAUAUCAAACGUGUGAAUCCUCAUGUAAACGCACUCGAUUCAUUCCCUCAAAAAAAAGAAAAAGAAAAAAAGAUGGACUACUUCUCACCCAGUCGGUUAUUUUUCUCCCCAUCUUCUUCCUCUUUGAACCUCUUCUGACCCCUCCCCUCCUCCUCACCUGUCACACCAGGUGUCCCAGGUAUCAGUCUGGUACUGGUAUCCUCCGGCCAUAACGGGGACUUUCAAAAUAAAACGCACACACACAAAAUAUAAAUGUUUUCAGAGGAGCGCCAAAAAUAAAAUCUUCCUCCUGUUGUGAAAAGAUGAGCGCUCCUGCCUCACCUCACUCUUCCUCCUCCGGGCGCUGCGUUGACUUCACAGUAUUACAACAACAACAACAAAAGAACCCUGUACAUUGUUAUUGAAUGCAGUACACUGAUAAUCUUGUAUCUUGUAGUAAUUUAGCCUAUGUUUGAGGAGUAUCCAGUAUAUAAAGAGGUAUUAUGGAACAACACUUCCUGGUAUUUAUGAUAGUUUCCCGCCUUUCUCCCUUUCUGUCUCUCACUCCUCCCUCUUCUCUUGCUUUUUAUCUCAUUUUUUUGGGAUAUUUUGAUGAAGUUUCUUUUCACCAUUGGGUAUAUUUUUUUUUAGUUGGGGAGGGUGAGGGCAGGUAGGCAGGGAGUCAGAGGGAGGGGGGUAGAGAGGGGGGGCACAGAGCAGACCACUUUGUCCCGUUGGGGGUGUGAAGGUAAAUAAAAACAAAACCUCCCCCCCUCCUCCCUCGCAGAAUUAAUGUGUGCUUUAGAACAGCCCGGAUAUAAUAUGAUUUAAAAACUGAAAUAAAAGAUAAAAAAGGGUUGGAGAAAUACAAAUGUUUAAUUAUUUAAAAAAAAUAAAGAGAUAUUAAAUUAAACCUGUUUUGUGAUAAAGCCCAGACGCUGGAUUGCUUUAUUUACUGGGUCCACAGGGUGUGUGUGUGUGUGU